AUGGAUAAGAUUGGUAGUUUUCCUCCUCCUCCUCCAGCUUACUCUCAAGCAUUAAGAGAAGUACCACGGCUACCGAGCUGUUGUUUAUGCUGUAAUGUGCGCACUGGUACUAUGGUGCUUGCAGUCUACCAUAUCGAACUACUUGUAGUCCCUGAAACUACACACAACAUGCUUGAAAUCAUGUUGGAUCCGAUACUGAUACUGAAUGUUAUUGUCAUCGCCGCAACCAUCUAUGCUUUAGUUGCGAAAGAUCUAUUCGAUAUUGAAUCAAAACUUCAAAUUACUCCGACCUAUGCUGCUAUGACUAUAACAUUGGCUGUUGCGUUAAUCUUCAUAUCCGCAUCAUUAUUACAUGGAACUCGAAAGCACCGGCCCGGAUUACUAUUGCCUUUCUUUUGUGUCCAAGUUUUCGAUUUGGGUCUUGCUACCAUUAGCACGGUCUAUUACGCUACGGACUUUAGAUUAAUGCAUUUAAAAUUACAGGAAUUAUAUCAAGCUUUUAAUUUAGAUGAACUAUCUAUUAGCCAACCUGUCUUUAAUGGGGUUUUCAUCGGAACAACUGUAUUUCUGUAUCUAUUGAAGUUUUAUUUUGCGACAUGUGUGUGGAAAUGUUACAAGUUUUUGCAAAUAACCGAAAACUUACGUGGGCAACCGGAAUAUUAUUUGCAGGGACCUGCAGUAGCAGAUUCUAAGAUGAAGCUUCUAAGUGAAUCUCCACCGGCAUAUGAGUAA
This is a messenger RNA of Trichoplax adhaerens, 732 nucleotides long. RefSeq lists its product as uncharacterized. The coding region runs from base 1 to 732 and encodes 243 amino acids. Gene Ontology annotation, cellular component: lysosomal membrane. The record is from RefSeq and is a predicted model, not a curated record. The transcript has 8 exons. Lineage: Eukaryota; Metazoa; Placozoa; Uniplacotomia; Trichoplacea; Trichoplacidae.